Messenger RNA from Bufo gargarizans (Asiatic toad), 2480 nucleotides. RefSeq names its product protein kinase C delta type-like. NCBI's taxonomy places the organism in Eukaryota, Metazoa, Chordata, Amphibia, Anura, Bufonidae. Gene Ontology annotation, biological process: protein phosphorylation. The record is from RefSeq and is a predicted model, not a curated record. The transcript has 6 exons. The coding region runs from base 1 to 1146 and encodes 381 amino acids. Gene Ontology annotation, molecular function: ATP binding; protein kinase activity.
AUGGCGUCCACUGGACAGACAGAAGACAGCGAGGAGGAGAAGAGGGAAGAUAAGAGGAAGAGGGAAGAGGAGAGCAUCACUGGAUCCAGCGCCUCAAGGAAGAGGAGAGCAACCGAGGAGAGCGGAUCGGAGGAUGAGGGGCUGACAUCAGACAGCAGCCAAGACUCUGACACGUCCAGCCCCUAUGCCAGGCUUACCAUCAGCCGCUUCACCAUCCACCAGGUCUUGGGCAGGGGCAGCUUUGGCAAAGUGGUCCUGGCAUCUGUCCCUGGCCGAAACAUCUACACGGCCGUCAAAAUUAUCGACAAAAAGUGGGACAAUGCAGAUACCAUCACGAGAGAGCGGCGGAUACUCCUGGCCACCAGAGCCUGCCCGUUCCUAUGCCACCUGUAUGCCGCACAUCAGUCUCAGGAGCGGGCAUAUUUCAUCACGGAGUAUCUGUCCGGUGGCAGCCUGGAGGCUUUGAUCAAUAUGUGCGGCUACCUGAAUACAGACAGCGUAAGAUUCUACACAGCAGAGCUGGUAUGUGGCCUCCAGUUCCUCCAUGGACACAACAUCGUCCACCGAGAUCUGAAGCCGCUUAACAUCAUGUUGGAUGCAGAUGGCCACAUCCGUAUAAUCGACCUCGGGCUGGCACAAGAUGGUGUCACCGCCUCCAAUAAGAUCCGUGGAGUGACGGGAAGCCUUUAUUACAUGGCCCCCGAGAUACUUCUUAGGAAAAGUUAUAGCACAGCAGUUGACUGGUGGAGUCUGGGGAUUGUGGUGUCCAGGAUGGCAUCAGGACACCACCCAUUUCACUAUGGCCCCUUCCGAAAGACGGCUCGCACAGCCAUUACCACCCAUGAGCCAAACAUUCCAUCUUGGCUUCAUGCUGAUGUGCAACAUCUUGUUGCAAAACUGCUGUGCAAGAAACCUAAGAAGCGUCUCGGUGUGCGUGGUAAUAUACGGAUGCAUCCACUGUUUUCCACCAUCGGCUGGAAGGAACUGGAGGAGAGGAGGGCACGGCCGCCAUUUACACCAUUUCAGCGGGUUCUGGAGAAGCAACAUCUGUGUUGGCCAAAGGAUAAGAAAGCCCAUCACCCCGUGGCCGAAUUUAGCUACAUGUCACCUAGCUGGGCCCGGUGGAUGAGAAGAUCUGGGCUGUGAAGGAGUCCACGACCAUCUGGAUGAAAUCCUGCCAACUUCCCAGAACUCUGUGCCUCCUCCUGACCAAUGCCUCAUGUGUAUGCUGUUCUGUCACCUCGGCUGCCAGUAAAAUCUCAUCUCUCUCCAUACCAUCCUGAUGCCUCAUCACUGUCAUCGUGUGGCUGCCCCAGGCCCUUGACCUGACAUCCUCCGAUCCCCGGGCUGGCAUCUGACAUCACUCCAGCCUGAAGAUGCUCUAGGACCCCAGGAGCGGCCUGUGCUUAGUUUCCAUCUGGUGAGUUCAGGGACAAUAGCCGCAUGUUGUAGUCCUGGGGCUGCUAAUCGGCUAUUACCCCUGAACUCCCCGCAGCACAGGCCGGGUAAGUAAUACAUACACCGCACAUCACUAACACUACAUGAUAGGUAUAGGAACACUACAGGACAGGUAUAGGAACACUACAGGACAGGUAUAGGAACACUACAGGACAGGUAUAGGAACACUACAGGACAGGUAUAGGAACACUACAGGACAGGCAUAGACACCCACACAUAGCAGACAGAGAUAUCGGCUUUGAUCCUGGGAUUUAUUCUGAUCGCCAUAUUUGGGGUCGGGAAGGAAUUUUCCCCCUAGUUGAGGACAAUUGACCUAUUCCUCACAGGGGUUUUUGCCUUCCUCGGGAUCUACACGGCCGUAAAUAGGUUUAGUAUGAACAUUAGUCCACACAUUAGUAUAGUAAUAUAAAUGUAGAAAACAUAAAUGUAGAAAAAAUUGUUUAAAAACAUUUAAUAUUUAAUAAACCUAAACAUAAGAUUUGCAGAAGUCUCUAAAUUGAGUUGAAUACGCUUCUUACAUUUAUCCCCAUAUCCCGCAGGUCAGGAAUCAGCCUUUGAUCCUGGGAUUCAGGGCUCAUUCAUAAGACCAUAUGAAUGGGUCCGCAUCCAUUCCUCAAUUUUGCGGAACGGGUGCGGACCAUUCAAUAGGUCCACAAAAGAUGAGGACAGCACACAAUGUGCUGUUUACAUCUGUUGUUCUGUCCCGUGUCCCCACAACAAAUACAGUGCAUGUCCUAUUUUUGUCCACCAUCGCUGACAAGAAUGGGCAUUUUCUAUAUAGCGCCGGCCCUGUGCGUUCUGCAGAACACACGCGGCCGGUAUAAGUGUUUUGCGGAUCUGCAAUUUGCUGUUGUGUGAAUGGACCCUUAUUCUGAUUACCAUAUUUGGGGUCAGGAAGGAAUAUUCCCCCCUGUUAGGUGGAUUCUCCAUUCCUCAGGGGAGGUUUCUCCUUCCUUCUGGAUCAACAUGGCCCAUAAAUAGGAUUUAAUACGACAAAUAAACAAUUGGCACAUACCCAGUAA